CAUUGUGUGUAAUUAUUCACCCAUUAUUCACUAUUAACAAAGAAAGAGAUAUGGCUGCAGUUGCCUCUGCCACUUCCACCGUCCCUUCACUUGCAAAGGCAGUCCAAGAACUGGCCACGAACACCAGUACGACGCCAGAAAGAUAUAUCCUCAAAGAAAGCACUGGUGGCAAAGCCUCUGAGCUUCCAUAUCUUGAUAUUCCAAUUCUUGAUCUUAGCCUUCUUAAUUCUUCAUCGCCUGAAGCUGAAGAAGAACUCAAAAGACUAAGACUUGCAUUUAGCUCAUGUGGUUACAUUCAGGCAAUAAAUCAUGGGAUUGAUACUUCAUUUAUAGAUGAAGUACAUGAUGUGACUAGGAAUUUUUUCUCACUUCCGAUGGAAGAGAAGAAGAAAUAUGCAAGAGAUGCUGAUGAUAUUGAUGGAUAUGGAAACGACACCGUUUUCUCUAAGAACCAAACACUUGAUUGGAAUGACAGAUUGUAUCUCAAUGUGAAGCCUGAAAACAAGAGGAAGAUGAAAGUGUGGCCUGAAAACCCUAAAAACUUUAGGCAAGUUUUGGUAGAUCUUACGGACAAAUUAGAGAAGGUUAAUGAAAUUCUCUCCAAGGCCAUGGCAAAAUCACUGGGUUUGGAAGAGGACUGUUUCUUAAAACAGUAUGGAGAGAAUAUAGUGUCUCUCACAAGAUUUAAUUUGUAUCCUCCAUGCCCUACACCUGAUCUUGUUCUUUCGGCCAAAGCACAUGGAGAUCCAUCUGGACUGACUUAUCUCAUACCAGAUAAAGAAGUUGAAGGCCUUCAAGUCCUUAAAGAUGAUCAAUGGUAUAAAGUUCCGAUUGUUCCAAAUGCUAUCAAUGUUAACAUUGGUGACCAACUCGAGAUAAUGUGCAAUGGUAUUUUCAAGAGCCCGAUUCAUAGGGUUGCAACAAAUCGAGAAAGAGAGAGGAUGACAAUUGCUGUUUUCUUCACUCCUGACCCUACCAGUGAAAUUAAACCAGUUGAAGGGCUUAUUGAUGAGAAAAAUCCUAAAUUAUAUAGAAGUAUUGUAGACUACACUGGUAACUAUUUCGAGUUAUUUCAGAAAGGGGAGAGGCUCGUUAAUGCUCUCAAAAUUUGAUAUUUGUCUGUUUUUAUCUACUCCAAAAAGUAAUUUAAGGUUUCAAUCUGAGAUACAGAAGCUAGAGCUUUUGCUUGGGAUCGAGCAGCAGGAUGCAUAUUUAUCAUAAUAGAAGAGAAUUUCCAAGCUGUGCAAUAAUAAAGUUCAGAUAAUAUUACUAUCUGAUAUGUAUUUCGUGUUGGUGUGUCAGUUAUAUGUAAGAUUUUACCGUGUGAUAAUAAAUAGUAUAUUAUUAAUAA
Molecule: messenger RNA, 1351 nt
Organism: Olea europaea var. sylvestris
Lineage: Eukaryota; Viridiplantae; Streptophyta; Magnoliopsida; Lamiales; Oleaceae
Product: protein SRG1-like
Exons: 5
Coding region: 51-1112 (353 amino acids)
Source: RefSeq, a predicted model, not a curated record